AUGCAAGAUGAAUGUCACACAGAAAGUGAGAUGGUUUGUCAGGAUGAUGAUGACCGGAGAACCAAAGAAUCAAACAGAUGGUGGAAUGACAGCUCGCAAAAUAGACGAGGCUCGGACAACUCAUCGAGUCAGGACGGUUCUCCUUUCAGCCCUGGGAGUUGUACACGGAACAUCUGCUUCUGCAAGCUAUCUGCAUGCUUCCCUUACUCGAAGACAAAGAAGGAUCCCUUCCGAGUCGAGGCUGACUUCGUGUUGGUGGAUGCUAAUAAAUCCAAGGUUGAAGAGAAUGACGAGAUACGAUACUGUAAGGCAACAGAGCUCCCUGAUCUUAGCCCUAUCAAUGAGAAGCGGUCCCAUGCUAUUUGUACCCCAAGUGAGCACCGCCGGAGUGAGACCAUUGGGACGAGAUCUGAUGUCUGCAACGAAAUAGCGCGAGUAGACCAGGAACAAGAAACAAGGAAGAUGGGCACAAGUUCUGGCUAUGCAAAUGUAGAUGAUACCAUGUAUACAAGAGAUCAGAUCAUAAGAAACUUUUGUGAGUUUGUUGGAGGGUGCUCUAGAAUUGAUGCAGACACGCUGAUGUGA
Guillardia theta CCMP2712 is the source of this 585-nucleotide messenger RNA. RefSeq lists its product as hypothetical. NCBI's taxonomy places the organism in Eukaryota, Cryptophyceae, Pyrenomonadales, Geminigeraceae. The coding region runs from base 1 to 585 and encodes 194 amino acids. The record is from RefSeq and is a predicted model, not a curated record. The transcript has 5 exons.